AGGCCCGCUCCGCCCUCCCGUGGGUAUGCAAAGGCUGGAUGUAGCUGGCACCCAGGCAUUCAGUGCAGCGUAGGGUCCCGGAGAAGAAAAGGAACGCAAUCCCCAGCUCCGCCACCGCGGCCGGCUAACUCCGCCAAGCAGCAUGAAGAUGCACUUCAGCAUCCCAGUGUCCCAGCAGCGGCUGGACACGUUAGGGGGUCGCUACGUGCUGUACUCGGUGUACCUGGAAGGAUUCCUCUUCUGCAAGGUGCGCUACAGUCAGCUGCAUCGUUGGAACGAGCAGUUGAGACGGAUCUUUGGGAACUGCCUGCCACCUUUUCCACCAAAGUAUUAUCUCGCAAUGACCACAUCUAUGGCUGAUGAAAGGAGGGAUCAGCUGGAACAGUAUCUACAAAGUGUCCCUAUGGAUCCAAACAUCUUGAAAAGUGAAGUCUUCAUCCGCUUCUUUAAAUUGCUACAGCAGGAUACAUUUAAAAUCACCACUAAGAAAGUAUUUCUGGAUGUAUUUCUUCCUGAUGGAAAGAGUAUGAGAAUUGAAAUUCUAACCUCCGACACCACUGAAAGAGUCCUAGAGAUUGUGGCAUACAAAACAGGAUUGUCUCGGGAGCUUAUUGGAUACUUCAAUUUGUUCCUGAUCCAGUUCCAUAAUGAUGGCUCCUUAUCUGUAAUGAAAAAAAUGGCAGAAUUUGAACUUCCAUAUGUGAGUCUUCAAAGUACAGAAGUGGAAAACUGUAAGGUUGGACUUAGAAAGUGGUAUAUGGAUCCAUCCCUUGACUCCGUGCUUAUGGAUUGCCAAACUGCUGUGAAUUUGCUGUAUGGUCAGGCAGUUCAGGAAAUUGAAAAAAACUGGGCCAAACCAACACCAGAGCAAAAGCAGGAAUUAGAGACCUUGAGGAAAGCAGAAAACCAGAUAAAGUUUUUGGAGCUGGCCCAGCAAGUGCAGCACUAUGGAUACAUGCAGCUAGAUACUUGUACCUGUGAUUACCCAGAACCUGGUUGUGUGGUUACUGUGUCAGUAGGCAACAAUGAGAUCAGCUGCUACAUAAAAUUGCCGGACAAUCAGACGCAAGAGGUUAACUUCAAGAUGAGCCGGAUAAAAUCCUGGCAGGUUACCUUCCUUGGAACUUUGUUUGAGGAAGAAGAUGGUCCCCAGCAAACCCUCAACCAGAAUCUGGAGCUCAAGUUUCAGUACAAUGAAAGCAACAACAGUUGGCAGUGGUUCACCAUUUACACCAAACAGGCUUUUUUGCUGAGUAGCUGCUUGAAAAAGAUGAUAUCGGAGAAACUGAUAAAGCUAGCUGCAGAAAAUCCAGAAAUGCAGAUUGAAGUCCCCCUGGAACAAGGCAAAAGUAAGAAAUCCUGCCAUCAACAAAGCCAGAUAAACUAUUUUGAUUUUCCAACAAGAAAAAGCAAGAUUUCAGUUAAGUCAACUGAAGAAGACUGCGUGUUUGAGACUAUAAGGGAAGAGGAUCUUUGAAGAAAAAGAAAAAAGAAAUCCAACAUUUUCUACUUUCUUUCUUUAAAGUAAAUCACUUUAAACAGCAGACUGUGAAUUAACCAGAAGUUGGCUUCAUAUCACCAGUGGAAGAAAAUUGACACUUUUGACAUUAAGAGUAAAGUUUUACUGUUCAAGAUGUGGGUUACAACUCAGUGUAAAUAAGAGGAUGAGAAAGAAACAGGAUCAAAAUUUGUCUAGAUUUAAGGUCAAGCAGCAAACAUUAAAACAUAUUUCACAGUUUUCUCCUACAGCAAGUAUGAUCUACCUUUACAAAUCCUCUAUUUCAAUUGCUGAUAA
Molecule: messenger RNA, 1795 nt
Organism: Sarcophilus harrisii (Tasmanian devil)
Lineage: Eukaryota; Metazoa; Chordata; Mammalia; Dasyuromorphia; Dasyuridae
Gene: SNX31
Product: sorting nexin 31
Exons: 14
Coding region: 143-1477 (444 amino acids)
Biological process (GO): intracellular protein transport
Cellular component (GO): early endosome
Molecular function (GO): phosphatidylinositol binding
Source: RefSeq, a predicted model, not a curated record